AUGCUCAAUGUCGAUGUAGACGAGGCCGAUGUGGCUGUUCUUACGCAGAACCUUGCCAAAUCAAAGGAACUAUUCAAUGAUAUCACGAAAAGACUCCAUUCAAUUUCAACGAAAACAUCCUCAGCUUCCACCACCAUCAAGCCUGUGUUAUCUGAAUUCAACACGCUUACUUCCAAAAAACGGUCAGUGGAAGAAGGUUUGCUGCUUCUUAAAGACGUUUCUGCCUACGCUGGCCGUGCUGCUGAGGCGCAAAGACUACUUACUAGUCCAAUUGACACGGUAGGUACUACUCAGUAUCUUCAGUGUUUGCAGGAAUCACAAGAGUUACUGAAGCAGAUGAAGAAGGACAUUCGACAAUUCGAUGCUGUGGUCGUGACGUUUGCUAAUGUUGUCGAUAAGGCAGAGCUUAAUGUGAUUACCCAUUUUACGAAGUUGGUGCUGUCUAUUGGUCUAGGAGAGGCCUCUGUACCUAAACAUGGCGAUAUCGUGGCGGUACUUACGUUUUUUGCAAACAAGGGUAACUUGCGGAUGGCUCACGAGGCUAUGGAGAAGGCCUUUGCAAGACAGUUAUCCCAGAAGAUGGCACCUUUCGAAGAGGCUUGUGUUUUCCAGAAAAGAGGCGCCAACAUGCCAUACGAGCGUGGCAGUAAUGGUGUUGCCCAGUAUGUUGAAGAACUCAACAAGGCAGUGUCGGUUCUUUUUGGGGUAUGUUCAGAGCUUCUGGUUCUGGAUACACCGGUUACCAGAAACACCGUGGCACAGUACAUGGAUGACCGCGUUGCAAGGAUUCUUAAUCUUUACUGCAAUUUCUUGGAUCAGAAUGGCGUCACAGGCCAAGACCUUGUGAUUUUGGAUGUCUUGGACAAUGUACAGAUUUUAGACUCUCAUCUAAAUGAAGUCGCUAACUGCAGCUUGAGCGUUUGCAAAGUCGCCUACAAAGAAUACGUUCGUCUUCUCAAUAUAGCCCAAGGAUUAUUGACCGAAUGGGUGAAGUUUGUUGAUAACCGUGUACGGUCGAUGGACAAGUUGACGGAUAAUAACAUCCCAGAGGCUGUGGUUGAGGUUUUAUCGAAGAUUCGUCGCAUCACCGAAUACGAUUCUGUGUCACUAUUGAUUGAGGACAUGAAGCUUGGCAGCUGGCUUGACGUAAAGCCUCCUUUGCAGUUUAUUUCGGUGUAUACCUCGGUGAUUCCGGGCGCCGAGGCCGAUGCCACCGACCACAAAGCAUUUUUGAUCUCAUCAUAUGUUCUGGACCUUCUUGAUGAGCUUAUGAUUGAUCUUGAAAUCGGUCUCAAGGAGCAAUCUGGCGAUAACAGUUUAAAAAAACUGACACAAGGAUUUUUACUUGUUAAGAAUGUCGUAAUGAUCGAGACUAUCAUCAACCGACUGGAAGGAUUAUACCGGAAACUCGGCGUUGUGGGCCACGAGCGGCUCCAGCGGUUGAAGAACCGCUUCCUUAAACUCUUCUUGGACGACUGGAAUUACGCCUCGUACAUAAUCAUCCGCGAUAUGACCCAAAUUACCACGACAAAUGCCCAGCAUGGGGGCCAGAACAGCAACAAGGAACGUGAGCAAGUGAAGGAGCUCUUCAAGAACUUCAACGAGCUGUUUGAAGAGGCAUUAAAGAACUACGAGAAAUUCAAUAUCCAAGAAAGAGAUCUCCGGUUAUACCUUUCGAGUGAAAUCAAAAAGCUCAUUCUUAAUGCCUACAAUAAGCUCUAUGACAAAUACGGAAGCGGCGAGUUCACCAAGAACCGAGCCAAGUACAUCAAGUAUGACAAGACGCAGUUUGAAAGGUUACUAAACGAGCGGCUCUAA
This is a messenger RNA of Candidozyma haemuli, 1818 nucleotides long. RefSeq names its product GTP-Rho binding exocyst subunit (gene EXO70). Gene Ontology annotation, cellular component: exocyst. The transcript has a single exon. Bases 1 to 1818 code for a protein of 605 amino acids. Gene Ontology annotation, biological process: exocytosis. The record is from RefSeq and is a predicted model, not a curated record. Gene Ontology annotation, molecular function: phosphatidylinositol-4,5-bisphosphate binding. Lineage: Eukaryota; Fungi; Ascomycota; Pichiomycetes; Serinales; Metschnikowiaceae.